Messenger RNA from Pyrenophora tritici-repentis Pt-1C-BFP, 189 nucleotides. NCBI's taxonomy places the organism in Eukaryota, Fungi, Ascomycota, Dothideomycetes, Pleosporales, Pleosporaceae. The record is from RefSeq and is a predicted model, not a curated record.
AUGAAGCGUGUCUGUGAGGUUGAGCAUGGAGGGCGAGUUGGGCUAGAUGAUGCGGAGAAGGGCCGUGGCCGAGUAGGUAGCCGACGAGAAACCAAAGUGCGGCGCAGGGCCAAAGCCGGCUCGCAGUUUGUGUUGCCCGGUGGUCCGUACCAACAACGUGGGCGAGCAUGGAUGGGGGUGGCUUGGUAA